This is a messenger RNA of Hibiscus syriacus, 694 nucleotides long. RefSeq names its product calcineurin B-like protein 1. NCBI's taxonomy places the organism in Eukaryota, Viridiplantae, Streptophyta, Magnoliopsida, Malvales, Malvaceae. The transcript is spliced from 8 exons. Gene Ontology annotation, biological process: calcium-mediated signaling. Bases 1 to 591 code for a protein of 196 amino acids. The record is from RefSeq and is a predicted model, not a curated record. Gene Ontology annotation, molecular function: kinase binding; calcium ion binding.
AUGAUUAGUGUUAGUGAAGUCGAAGCGCUCUUCGAGCUAUUCAAGAUCAUCAGCAGUUCGUUGGACGACGAUGGGCUUAUUAGCAAGGAAGAGUUUCAGUUAGCUCUGUUUCAAAAUAAGAAGAAGAAAAACAUUUUUGCGGAUCGGAUCUUUGAUUUGUUUGAUGCUGAUAAGAAGGGAGUCAUUGAUUUUUCGGACUUUGUUCGAGCACUCAAUGUCUUCCAUCCAAAUGCAUCGCAAGAAGAAAAGAUGACAUUUGCAUUUAAACUUUAUAACAUCGACGGAACUGGAUUUAUCGAGCGUCAUGAGGUCAAGCAAAUGCUGGUUGUGCUUUUGAGUGAAUGUGAAAUGAAGCCAUCCGAUGCAACGAUCGAGGCAAUUCUCGAUAAGACUUUCAUGGACGCCGACACGAAUGGUGACGGAAAGAUAGAUAUGAAUGAAUGGAAGACCUUGGUGUACCGCAACCCGUCGGUGUUGAAAGUCAUGACCCUCCCAUACUUAAUGGACAUAACAACAGCUUUUCCGAGCUUCAUUUUCAACACCGAAGUCGACGAGGUUUCGACGUGGAUGGAGAAAACACACUCGGGUUAGGGUACUCGAUUUGUUUUUAAGCCAGACUAAAAAUUCUUUGAUCUGUUUAUUCGUUGACGUUAAGUGUAUCUACGAGAAGAAUGAAAUGCCUAAAUUGUUUCAC